AGUCAUUCAUUAUUUAUAGUGAUGUUAUAGUCAAAUUGCAAUUUUGAAAACAAAAACAUACAAAAUUAAGUGCUAUUACAAUAAAUAUAACAAAUAAAUUGUUGUUCAUUUUGUGUAACUUAGUGUACAGAGGCUCACACAACAUGCACAGAAUAGUACAUUUGGAUUUAAAAGGUGCACCGUUCAAAGUACAUUAUCUAGAAAAGGUGAUACUAGCAGCAAAGUCAUGGGGAGCAACGGGCAUACUUCUAGAGUGGGAGGACACCUUUCCUUACUCCGCAGCAUUGGCAGACAUUGGCAGCGUCCGGGGCAGCGGGGGCGAUGGGAUGUACAGCUUGGAUGAAGUUCGGCACCUGCUGAGGUUCAUUAAGGAUCAUGGCUUGGAACCUAUCCAGCUAGUCCAAACCAUUGGGCACAUGGAGUUUGUGCUAAAGCACCCAGCUUACCACAGCCUUCGGGAAUUAGCGCGCUCACCGGCCGUGCUGUGUCCGUCCCGGCCUGAAGCCCUACAGCUGGUCAAGAUGAUGCUGGAGCAGACGCUGGACGCUCAGCCCGCGGCGGAGUACCUGCAUAUUGGGGCGGACGAGGUGUGGCAUACAGCAGUAUGUGCAGACUGCCAGAGCCGAGCUGCCAACAACAUUCACAACACCGCUAGCCUAUAUCUAGAGCACAUACGAGAACUGGCCUUAUUCCUUAAGCAGAAGAGGCCACAUUUGACUGUACUUAUGUGGGAUGAUAUGCUACGGUCGGUUAAAGCUGAUACCUUGAAUGCAUAUCAGCUAGGAGAGCUGGUUCAACCAGUUGUAUGGCAAUACAACGCCAUGGAGCACUUCCACAUAGACCCGUCACUGUGGGAGAGCUACCGGCAAGUGUUCCCGCAGGUUUGGGCCGGCUCUGCGUUUAAAGGGGCCAAUGGCAGUUGUCAGAUACUGUCCCCAGUUAGAAGGUACGUCAGCAACCAGGAAGCAUGGAGGAUGGAAGUAAAGAAGUACAGCCACAGCAUCAGCUUCGCUGGAAUAAUUUUGACUGGCUGGUCAAGGUUCGACCACUACGCGACGUUAUGUGAACUGCUACCAGUGUCGCUGCCAAGUCUCGCGAGCUGUCUAAAGGUCUGGACUAUGGACGACAUGUCUAUAGAUAAUACAGUAGUAAGCGAAGUCCUACCCCCGGAGCAGUGGCCGGGCUCGGAGCUGGCACGGUGCGUGCACUCCUUCGUCGUGCUUCGCGACCGUGCCUACACUAUAGUGCACGGUGACCUAGUAAAAACUUGGCUGAAUCCGUGGCAAAUAGAAAAUGGUUACAUAAACCCCGUCCAAGUAGAGGGCCUGGCCAUGACCGUCCAGCAGUUACUUCUAGAACUAACAUCUCUCCAAACCGACCUAACCCGAACCCUGUACGCGGUGACGGGAUCCCGCAGCGCCGGCGAGUGGCUGGCCACCUUCCCUGCCCCGGUGCUCAAGCAGCUGACGGAGCUGCGCGACGUGGCCGCGGCGGCCGCCAAGGCAGACGCUAGUGUUAGCCCGAGGCCGAAGCACUGCCAUUUGAUGUCGCCCACUUAGGUUCAGAUGGAAGACAACACGUAUGUCAAUGAAAUCAAGGUGUACGCCGAGAGGAUGCUGCCCUUACCUUACACCUAACGGCUAUUGAGAGGUCAUAGAAUGAUGGAAUCUGAAGUACAUGUACUUACAGUCAGCAUCCUAGGUAGCGAAUCAGACUGUGUCAAAAGUAUUUACCAUUUCCUAAUACCUAGAUAACAAAAAUAUGUACGUAUGCAUAUAGAACAAUUCGACGGUGACAGAUACUUUGGAACGCGAGCGAAAAUAAUUCUAGGAUGGCAGACACUUUUAUGGAGCAUUGUUUUAUCCGCUACUAUUGUAGUUGACUGUACUAAGCGAAAACAUAGAGAAAUAUACAACACAACUAUAGACAAGACAUAUACAAGACAACAACAGACAGUAUAGACAAGAGUGCUCAGUGCUCACUCUAUCUCCAUACAUUAGUUUUGGUACCAACAAUAUUAGUAUUUUCAUAGUCGACAUCUAGCAUCGAGUAGCGGAUUUAUCAGUACUGCUACUUGACAAUAGAUUUAGUGGCGACCGAAAAGUCUAAUGCUGAACAAUUUUCAGUUAAUAUUAUAAACGGAUUAACCGGAACUCUAUUUUCAACUCCUUCCGCUUCUAAUAUUAGUUGUAAAUUGUUGUUUAAUACAAUUUUCGUGGGUCGCCACUCGAGAGACAUCUAGUAUCGAGUAGCGGUACUGAUAAUUCCGCUACUCGAUGCUAGAUGUCGACUAUGAAAAUACUAAUAUUUUUGGUACCAAAACUGAUGUAUGGAGUGAGCAUUCUUGUCUUAUUAUAUAUUUCUCUAUGGCGAAAACGACGUACCUAUUGUAUGUAAAUAUAAUUAAAGAGAAUGUUUGUACGUUAAUAGAGAGGUAAAGUCUAAGAAAAAAACGUGCACCUUAGUUUGACAUCCAAACAAGAUGGCGCUGUAUUCCGGCAUAUGUUUUGCGGAAUGUUAAACGUCAAUUUUUUUGACAGUCAGAAAUACCGCAAAAUGUAUGG
Messenger RNA from Cydia fagiglandana, 2564 nucleotides. RefSeq names its product hexosaminidase D-like. The record is from RefSeq and is a predicted model, not a curated record. The coding region runs from base 144 to 1559 and encodes 471 amino acids. Lineage: Eukaryota; Metazoa; Arthropoda; Insecta; Lepidoptera; Tortricidae. Gene Ontology annotation, molecular function: hexosaminidase activity. The transcript is spliced from 12 exons.